Microdochium trichocladiopsis is the source of this 2420-nucleotide messenger RNA. RefSeq names its product cytochrome P450. Bases 350 to 2005 code for a protein of 551 amino acids. Gene Ontology annotation, molecular function: monooxygenase activity; iron ion binding; heme binding. The transcript is spliced from 6 exons. The record is from RefSeq and is a predicted model, not a curated record. NCBI's taxonomy places the organism in Eukaryota, Fungi, Ascomycota, Sordariomycetes, Xylariales, Microdochiaceae.
UCCAUGUCAAAGCCCAGGGACGACCGAGAAACCAUGGUCCAAUUUGGCUGCAGGUUUGAGCUCCAUAUCCCUUGACGUUCGACCCCACGUGAGUGUGGCGGCUACAGUUAUCCCACGGACCAGCACAGGCCCAGCAACAUGCUCCGUGUACGAAGAUUGCGGGGAGAGUUCACGAUGCAGUUUCUGAUGGACCUUCGGGUGCUCGCAAUGUCGGCUGCUGUUCUUUGAGCCGGAUCCAAAAUCUCACUAUCGGUGCGAGUACUUCUGACACGCAGCAUGACAGCUAUCCAGGGUUUCAGAAUCACAGCAUCUCAUCAGGAGCCUUCCACCGCAUACAGUGUCGACAGCCAUGGAUAACUCGAUCCUGAACGCAAUUCUUACCCGCCUGGCCUUUGCCGGGACUGUCGUCGCUAUCGGCAUUGCAGCAUAUCUGGUAGGCUUGACGGUAUAUCGGCUGUGGUUUCACCCUCUCGCGAGCUUUCCCGGGCCGCUCCUCAACAGAAUAUCAUGGCUCCCUGGCGCCCUUUGGACCCUCCGUGGUCGUCUCCCCAUGGAAACGCGCAAGUUGCACGACAUGUACGGCCCCGUUGUCCGUCUCUCGCCCAACGAGCUGGCCUUCAAUACGCCGCAGGCAUGGACCGACAUCUACGGCCACCGACCAGGGCGUCUGGACCUCGAGAAGGACCCGAUGCACGUGGGCGCCGUGGACUCGGUCCCGGGCGUCUCGACGAUAUCCAUGGCGGACCGCGAGAACCACGCACGGCAGCGCAAGGCGCUGUCGCACGGCUUCUCCAAAAGGGCGCUCUGGGAGCAGGAGGCGACUGUGCAAGGAUUCGUCGACCGGCUCAUCACCCGCUUCCACGAGUUUGCGGAUACAGGCAAGACGUUUGACAUUGUGCGCUGGUACAACUUUGCCACCUUUGACAUCAUUGGCGACCUGAGCUUCGGGGAGAGCUUUGGGUGUCUCGAGACGGGCGACUUCCACUUCUGGAUUGGGCUCAUCCUUGGUGCUGUCAAGGCCGGUGCUAUUGAGCAGGCGAGCAGGCGAUUUGCGACCCCAGGAUCGUGGCUGCAGCAGAGCAUCCAGCGGUGGUCGCAAGGCAAGCUGAAGAAGCAAAGAAGCGAUCAUCUCGAGUACAGCCGAAAAAAGGUGAUGAAACGCAUGCAAAACACGAAGACCGAUCGCAAGGACUUCAUCCAUUACAUCCUCAAGCAGGGCGAGCACUAUGAUCUUUCUCAGGACGAGGUCAUUGUCAAUGCCGCUCUCUUCAUCGUCGCCGGGAGUGAAACAACUGCCAGUGCCCUGGCAGCCCUGACAAACUUCCUCCUGCGCCACCCGAGAGUAUAUGCCAAGCUCAAGGACGAGAUCCGCAGCACAUUUGCCGACGAGGAGGACAUAACCCUCGCGGCGAUGGACAAGCUGGCUUACCUGAACGCCUGCCUCGAGGAAGGCCUGAGGAUGUUCCCGCCCGCCCCGAUCGGGUUUCUCCGCACGAUCCAGCCUCAGGGGGACGUCAUUGGCGGUUAUCAGAUACCUGGUGGUACCGCAGUCUCCGUCUCGUCAUGGUGCGCCAGCCACAGCGCGGACAACUUCCGGGACCCGGACAGCUUCGUCCCGGAGCGGUGGCUCGACAGCAGCAGUGCCGCCACAUCGGACCCGGAGAGCUGCGCGGCGGCGGCGGCGCCUUACAAGACGGACAAGAAGCUCGCGAGCCGGCCGUUCUCGAUGGGCCCGCGGGGCUGCAUAGGCAAAGACCUGAGCUAUGUCGAGCAGAGGCUGGUGAUGGCGCGGAUGGUCUGGAACUUUGACCUCGAACCGACGGACGACAUGCACGAGUGGGAUCCCGAGGACAACAUGAAGAACAUCCUGGCGUAUGGCACCUGGCAGAAGCCCGGGCUUCGGGUCGUGGCGAGGGACCGCCGGAUGGCAGGGAGUAAGUUCUGGAGGAAGAGGAACGGCGCUCGUGGUGGCGGCGGUGGUGGUUGUGGUGAGAAGGAGACUUGAAGGAGGACAGCUUGUUUCCGGUGGCCGCCUUGGGUUGAUCUGCUUGAUGAGCGUGUGCAGUCGGUCAGAAUAAGCUACGCAGUGUGUUCUUGUAGAGCACAAUGCCGAGCACGCACACUUGAGGCAGUCUCUGAUGGUGCUGAAGCAAAUCGCGGAACAGGGGCCCCGGCCUGGUGGCUGACUGGUGGGGCUGCUGCGGGGAACAGGGGAUGGAUUGGCCAGGAUGUGCUAGCGGCGCCGCGAGGGGCGGAAUGUGGAGGUGGAAAUCCGGGGUCGUCCUGGGCCCCGAGACGCCGGGUGGAGGCCCUGGUCCGAGUUGUUGGUGUUUUGAGCUUGUCGCUUGUGUACCAAGGGACCGCUGAAGGAAGACAUCAAUCGACCAUACAGAUAAAAUGAUGGAUGAGUUGGACAGAUG